This is a messenger RNA of Frankliniella occidentalis (western flower thrips), 1238 nucleotides long. RefSeq lists its product as uncharacterized. The record is from RefSeq and is a predicted model, not a curated record. NCBI's taxonomy places the organism in Eukaryota, Metazoa, Arthropoda, Insecta, Thysanoptera, Thripidae. Bases 65 to 733 code for a protein of 222 amino acids. The transcript is spliced from 2 exons.
GGUCUACGGCGCGAAUGAUGUAAACAAACAAUCUUGAUAUAUGUUUUAAAUUUCUUAUUAUGAAAUGGCCUCAUCGGGUAGUUACAACAACCCAAAGCCUGGAGUAUUGUUUCAUCAGCCCACCAAGGAAUCGCCGAUUGAACACGGAAAUCGUCGAACGAAAAGCUUUAAAACUAAACUGUCAAAAGGCGAAUCAAAGAAAACUUUGGUUAGGAACACAGAACUUACAGUUUACCCUACGGUCUACAAAACUGACGAACCUAUUGUUGAAGAUACACGGGAUAAGAAGAAAGAAGCCGCUCCCCAGUCAGUAUCCACUGGUUUGUACAAAACUAAUUUAUCUGCACCAUGUCUCAACUCAGCUCUUCGCAUUGUAAAAGAAAUGAAACAAGCAUCAAAGGCCAGACCAUCAAAUAGCCAAUGUGCCAAGCUCAUGGAUGAGGGAAAAGUUUUGCAGCAAGUUAACUUUUUAUAUGAAGAACAUCUUUAUCAUGAUCUAGUAGCUUUAAAUGUGUCAGAUACUGAUGUUGUUGAAUCAAGUUCAUCUCGAAAUAGCAGCAGGUUUCGACCACGAGAGAAAGAUAAAGAGCCAAAGCUCUCACAGUUUUUUACUCCCACUUUUUCAGAAGAGUAUAAAAUUCCAAGAAACCCUCCUCGUCGUGUUAAAACCUAUCCAUCUUCUAGUGGUAAUUUUACAAUAUAUCAACGCAUGAGAUCUUGGAAUGUAGAAUAAUGGUGCAAUAUUGGAUAAAUUUUGAUUACACUUUGUUUUAAAUGCAACUGCAGUUGAGAAAAAAAGAAAUUUAUUGUUCUUAGCUUGGUCUUAAAAUUAUUGGCAAUAAUGUAUAACAUUACAGAGAUGUAAAUGAAACUAAACUCUAAAACUUAACAACAGCAUUCAGUAAUUGAAUGUAACUUCCUAACUUUGGCUUGAUAAAGAAUAGACUAUGUAAACAAUGAACAAGAUUGCUUAAAAUUGAGUCUGGUGCAUAAAAACAAAUAUAGGAAACACUUGCAGAACAACUUUUAAUUGAUUAUCAAAAGUAAAAGAGCGCUACCCUCUCCGUUCAUUAUUCAGAAUACUGCCUUCAUUGAGUCUUCAAUGACGCCAUCAUUUUAAAAAAUAAUGAAUUUGUAUUUUCCAAUAAUUUUUGGGGUUCUUCAAAUUCAAUCACCUAAAUUUGUUAAAGUGAACAAUCUAAUGAGGCAAUGUAAUAAAAGUAUUAAAAUUCUUUCGA